Molecule: messenger RNA, 1955 nt
Organism: Mercenaria mercenaria
Lineage: Eukaryota; Metazoa; Mollusca; Bivalvia; Venerida; Veneridae
Product: glutamine synthetase-like
Exons: 6
Coding region: 20-1087 (355 amino acids)
Cellular component (GO): cytoplasm
Molecular function (GO): glutamine synthetase activity
Source: RefSeq, a predicted model, not a curated record
ACAAGGGCGAAUAAAACCUAUGACAUUUCCCGAAGGAGAGGACAGUCCUGUAAUACUUGAAUAUGUUAUUGCUGACUACAGACGCAUUAACAUGAUAACAAGAACGUAUGUGGUGAACUUCGAGCCUAAGUCAGCUGAAGAGUGUCCAGUAAGAUGCAUUUGUAUAUGGGACUCUUCAAAAAUGAUACCUCCAUGUCCCGAUUUAGCUCUGACGCCUGUGGCAAUAUGCAGAGACCCUUUCAGACUUGGGCGUCACAAGAUAGUGUUAUGUGAGGCCCGUUAUGUGGAUAAGCCUGACAAAAUAGUAGAGUUUAACACAAGGAUCGCGUGCAAAGAAAUGAUGGACAAAGUUGCCGAUAAGGAACCAUUGUACACAUUUGAACAAGAAUACUUUGUAGUUGAUGAAAACGACGUUCCACUGGACUGGAGCCAUUACUCACAAGAGAUAGACUUUGAUUUCGAAAUUAAUGUCGGCAGUCACAGCUGUAUAGAGCGGGAUUUGGCGGAAACCCAUCUUCGGGCAUGUUUGUACGCUGGACUUACUAUUAGUGGAAUGAACAGAGAAAUGUUUCCUUCUCAGUGGGAAUAUCAAGUUGGUCCCCUGCCUGGUUUGGAAGCUUGUGAUCAGGUGUAUAUUUCAAGAUACAUUCUAAUGCGGUUAGCCGAGAUGAACAAUUUACACGUUACAUUCAAAAACCCUGACUGCACACGGGACACUAAAGUGAGAUCCGCAAUGCAUCUGAACUUCAGCACAAAACAAACUCGAGAAGAUGGGGGCAUAGAACAUCUACACAAACUGAUUGAAAACGUUGAAAAACACCCACAGGAAGCAAUUAUGAAGUACUACGAUUUAAAAAAAGGAAAGGAAAUGCGCUGGUUCCUUUCUGGGAUCGCGUAUAUGCCACAUUACGAUGAAUUCAUUUGUAAAGUUGGGGAAAAAGACGGUUGUACCAUCAGAAUUCCAGCACGUGUUGCGUUUGAAGGUAAAGGUUACCUAGAAGAACGGAGACCAACAUCAGAUUCUGAUCCUUACGAUGUCUGUCGUGUAUUUACAGCGGCCGCUGUAUUUGAGGCAAAUGGAUUAUGAAUAGUGAUGGGUCUGGCACCUGAGAACAUUUUCAAUUAUUCAGUCACAGUGAUAUAACUCAUCCUAUCUGGAGAGAAGGAAACGAAGUAUGCAUAUAUAUAUAUAUAUAUAUAGUAGAGAGAAUUUAUACGAACUAAAUCACCACCACAAUAUACCAGACCAAUUACGGCAAAGCGCCUAGUAGUACAGACGAACACGCACAUGCCACAGCAAGUCCACUAACCCAAUAAGAUUAGUUUCGAAGCUGCUUUAUAUACGAGCCCGAAUUAUACUACACAUUCGUACUGGUUCAACAUUUGCAUAUAUAUACUCAAAUCUCUGUUUUCAUGUCUCAUAAAUCAGCAGUGACAUUUUAGUCUUUUUAACUGACUGGGACCAGAGGAGCUAUAUUUUCUCUCUCUGAAAGUUAACGGAUCUCAAGGAUAUAUUGAAUAUGUAUAUAGGUAAUUUGCAUUAAGGGAUAUAAUUAUAUUCAGAACAGUUGACUUUCCCAUACGUGAGAUCCGCUAGGAUACAAGUUCGCAUUAUAAAUUAUUAUAUAGUAGAGAGAAUUUAUACGAACUAAAUCACCACCACAAUAUACCAGACCAAUUACGGCAAAGCGCCUAGCAGUACAGACGAACACGCACAUGCCACAGCAAGUCCACUAACCCAAUAAGAUUAGUUUCGACGCUGCUUUAUAUACGAGCCCGAAUUGUACUACACAUUCGUACUGGUUCAACAUUUGCAUAUAUAUAUAUAAUUCUGAGAUUCUGGUCUAAAAAUUUUAUGAAUGUUGUUUUAUGUCACAAAUGUUUGGGGGAAGUCGGUUGGAUUGUUCUUUUUCCAACUUAUUUCUGUAUUAAUUGCAAAAAUGCCAUGAAGUUCC